AUGGAUGCCUCUGAAGUUUUGACAGGCAGAAUUCCAAGACCUGGCAGAACAUGGGACCAGCAGAUGGUCAGUCAGGGUUUUUUUUGUUAGUGCUGGGUAUCAUCUUUGUGUUUACCCUUGCCUAAUGCCAAAACUGCUCUGCUUCCUAAUAAUUCGUCCACAAUGCAGAGCAAAUGCGGAGGAACAGUUGGUGCCAUCUUUACAUGUCCCUUAGAGGUAAUAAAGACUAGGCUCCAAUCUUCAAAGCUAGCCUUCCGGGCUGUCUACUACCCACAAGUCCAGCUGGGGACCAUCAGUGGUGAAGGAAUGGUCAGGCCAACAUCUGUAUCACCUGGGCUCUUCAGUGUUCUCAAGUCAAUUCUGGAAAAAGAAGGACCAAGGUCACUCUUCCGAGGGCUGGGUCCAAACUUGGUUGGAGUUGCACCAUCAAGAGCUGUCUAUUUUGCGUGCUACUCCAAAGCCAAAGAGCAAUUUAAUGGCAUUUUUGUGCCCAACAGCAACAUUGUGCACAUCUGUUCUGCAGGUUCUGCAGCCUUUAUCACAAAUUCCCUGAUGAAUCCUGUAUGGAUGGUGAAAACCAGAAUGCAACUGGAACGGAAAGUCCGGGGUUCAAAACCAAUGAAUGCUUUGCAGUGUGCUAGAUAUGUUUACCAGACAGAAGGUAUCCGUGGCUUUUAUAGGGGCCUGACUGCCUCCUAUGCUGGGAUCUCUGAGACCAUUAUCUGCUUUGCUAUAUACGAAAGUUUAAAAAAGCACUUAAAAGAAGUCCAACUGCCCCCUUCUCCUCCUAAGGGGACCGAAAGGAACUCGACAAACUUCUUUGGGCUGAUGUUUGCUGCUGCUGUUUCCAAGGGCUGUGCCUCUUGUAUUGCUUACCCACAUGAGGUCAUACGGACACGGCUGCGAGAAGAAGGCACAAAAUACAAGACUUUCAUUCAGACAGCACGUCUGGUAGCACGUGAAGAAGGCUAUCUUGCCUUCUAUAGAGGACUCUUUGCCCAACUCAUCCGGCAGAUACCAAACACAGCCAUUGUGUUGUCCACCUAUGAGUUAAUUGUGUAUCUGUUAGAAGACCAUGCAAAGUAGCAGAGCCAAGACUCCUGUUACAGACUGUAGACCAAUUUCUUCGUUGAACAAAUAGUCUUUAAGAGACUGCUGCAGGUGGCAGUGCUGGUGGAAAAACUACAAGUCUGUGACCACCUGCUGGAUAUUUCCUUUUGGAUUCAUGCUUUCUGAAAGGUCUCAAGUCAUUAACGUUAAUAGUUAAUUAUAACUUUUUUUAACUUAAUGAUAAUUAAACUGCUACUAAAUUAAAUUACACUAUUUAAUUUAAGUAUAUGUUUGUCCUUUUCCUUAAGCACAGCCAUAUGUGGUCAAGGAAUGUACCUCAUACUAUCAAGUGAUCUCUUGGACUCAUGUUCAUUAAAACUGUAUUAAAACAGGAGAAGAACUGGUUUGGAAA
Messenger RNA from Aptenodytes forsteri (emperor penguin), 1462 nucleotides. It is a transcript of the gene SLC25A33, whose product is annotated as solute carrier family 25 member 33. NCBI's taxonomy places the organism in Eukaryota, Metazoa, Chordata, Aves, Sphenisciformes, Spheniscidae. Gene Ontology annotation, biological process: pyrimidine nucleotide import into mitochondrion. The record is from RefSeq and is a predicted model, not a curated record. Gene Ontology annotation, cellular component: mitochondrion. Gene Ontology annotation, molecular function: pyrimidine nucleotide transmembrane transporter activity. The transcript has 8 exons.